AAUUUUGAUGGUUAUGUGUACGAUGAACUUUUUGAAAUUACAAAAAUAUCUUUAUAAUUACAUGUAAAAUAACUAAACUAAGAUGGAUUAAGCGUUUGUAAUAAGUGUAUUCGAUAGUUUUUGUAAAUAACAAAAUCAAUAUCAAUUAUUUGAGAAUAAUCACAUGGUUAUCUUCGAAUAAAACACACUAUUCUUUCAAUCAAAAUUCUUUAUUUACAUAGUUCCUGAAAAUACUAUCAAUCGGAAUGACUAGUUUAAAAAGCUGAAAACUAUUUAUAACCAUGAUAUAACUCAUUUAUACUAAAGUAUGACUAAAAGUAAUUGAAUUACAUUGGAAUAGAAAUUUUUCGGUGUGACAGUGGCAUGUUGAUUAUUGAAAUAAAGUAGUGAAAUUAAUUCAAUUUUUUUAACAACAAUAUUAGUUAACAAUGGAUCCAAUGACUGAUAAUAAUGAUAAGAAUGUUAAACAAAUUUCUCAUUAUGGUUUCAUUGUGCCAUUAAACCACAAAUAUCCAGAAAAAUGGAAGCAAACAUUACGAGUGCGAUGGAGAGAAUUUUUUCGAAUGAUACCGUUAGCAUUACGGUAUUGGUAUUAUUACUGGCAGAUAACUCGACAAGGACGCAUGGUGUUAAUGGAUUUUUUGAGUCCUUUAAAUGGCCAACAGAUUUAUGGUGCACCAAUAGGUGGACUUGGAGCUGGAACAAUCGGCCGUGGAUUUAAAGGAGAGUUUUGUAGAUAUUCAUUAAUUCCGGGGAUUUAUCAGUAUGAUACAGUGUUUACUAAUCAAUUUAUUGUUACUAUUCGUGAUACUAAUGGAAAGACUAUAUAUCAUCAAGUAUUAUCGCCAGCACCAAAAGGCAAAUAUUUAUCGUCAUGGAAAUGGGGAUUUAACGGAAAAAAUGCUAAGUAUACUGCAUUGUAUCCACGAUCAUGGACAGAAUAUAACAUAAUUGAAGUUGGCAUUAAACUUAUUUGUCGACAAAUAUCUCCAAUAAUACCAAAUAAUUACAAAGACAGCUCGUUACCUUGUGCUGCUUUUAUUUGGGAAAUCAUAAAUGAAGAUAAAGUGGAUUUAGAUGUUAGUAUAACUUUUACAUUUCAAAGUGGAACGGGUAGUUCAGCGAGUUCAGAUGAAAAAUGGACAGAGUAUUUUGAAUCUAAGAAUAAAGUUAUGGGGGUGAUGAUACAUCAAGAAUUGAAGGGUAUGCCUUGCACGUAUGGUAUAGCGUCAAAAGCUAGUGUAGACGUUGACAUUUCACGAAUGUUGGUAUUCAAUCCCUUUGGCGAUGGUCGAGACUUGUGGGAGUCUCUUGAACGUUCAGGCAAACUUGGUAUUGAUCGUCAAGAAAAAUCUGCUCCAACAAAAAAUCAUGUCGCUUGUGCUGUUUGUGCAUUUGUACGUGUCCAGUCAAACAAGUCGCGUGAGAUAGAGUUUAGUUUAGUUUGGGAUAUGCCAAAAAUACGAUUUCAUAAUGGACUAAAAGAAUAUUUACGAUAUUAUACCAAAUAUUUUUAUAAUGAUAAGCAAUCUGUAGCACCGGAUCUCUGUUAUUACACUUUAAUGCAUUACAAUGCCUGGGAAUCUGAUAUAUACAAUUGGCAACGACCUGUAUUGGAAGAUAUUGAUUUACCUGACUGGUAUAAAAGCGCGUUGUUCAAUGAACUAUAUUAUGUAGCAGACGGAGGUACUGUUUGGUUAAGAAAGGAUGAUAAUGACCAAUUUUCAAAUACCGAUCCAAGAAAUGAAUAUGGGCGGUUUGCAUAUUUAGAAGGUCAUGAGUAUAGAAUGUAUAAUACUUAUGAUGUUCAUUUUUAUGCUGCAUUUGCUUUGGCACAGCUGUGGCCAAAUUUACAAGCGAGUGUACAAUACGAAAUUAGAGAUGCAAUCCAAUUUGAAGAUUCUUCUCUACGAUUAAUUUUAUAUGAGGGAAUAUAUUGUGAACGAAAAUCCAAAGGUUUCGUGCCUCACGAUAUUGGAGAUCCAGAUGAAGAAGCAUUUAAAUUAAUAAAUGCAUAUCCCAUUCAUGAUGUUGCGCGUUGGAAAGAUUUAAAUUCCAAGUACAUUCUAAGUUGUUACAGAGAUUAUUGUAUUUCUGGUAGGAAAGAAUUUCUUCAAGAUGUUUGGUCGAAUAUCCAAGAGAUUUUAUCGAACAGUCUUAAAUGGGAUACUGAUAAUGAUGGUCUCAUAGAAAAUACUGGAUUUCCUGAUCAAACUUACGAUACUUGGAUAAUGGAGGGUCCAAGUGCUUAUUGCAGUAGUCUAUGGUUAGCAGCACUUCGUUGUGCUAUUGAAAUUAGCAAAAUUAUUGGAGAUAUUAAAAUUGGAAAUAAGUAUUCAGAAGUAUUGGAGAAGGGAAAGGUUUCGUUUCAAGAAAAGUUGUGGAAUGGACGUUAUUACAACUUUGAUAGUAGCAAAUCGGAUCACAGAAAAUGUAUUAUGAGUGACCAACUUUGCGGCCAAUUAUUUCUUAAAGCCUGUGGAUUCGAGAACGAAGUUUUCCCUGAAAAUAGAGUUAAAUCAGCUUUAAAAACUAUUUUCGAAAAUAACGUGAUGAAAUAUAAGAAUGGAAAUCAGGGUGCAGUGAAUGGUUUCCUUCCUAAUGGCCGAGUAGAUACUAUGACUGUACAAAGUGAGGAAAUGUGGACUGGAGUUAGUUAUGGACUAGCAGCACUGAUGAUACAUGAGGGCAUGAUUGAGGAAGGUUUUCGUACUGCAGAAGGUGUUUAUCGUACAGUGUGGGAGAAAAUCGGUAUGGCCUUUGAAACACCCGAAGCACUUUAUGAAAAUGAUGCCUACAGAUCUAUUGGCUAUAUGAGACCCUUAGCUAUUUGGGCUAUUCAUCAAGCCUGGACUUUAAGAAAACAAAAGUUGACCAAAUCAAACGAUAAUAUCAAUCAUUAAAUAAAUCAUUUUAUUAAAACGUCAAUAUAAAAAUAUAUAUUACAUUUUUAUACAUAUUUGUUUAUCUAUAUUAUUGUUCGAUAAGUUAUCUUCACAAUAAAAACACAAAUCAAGAU
Molecule: messenger RNA, 3019 nt
Organism: Chelonus insularis
Lineage: Eukaryota; Metazoa; Arthropoda; Insecta; Hymenoptera; Braconidae
Product: non-lysosomal glucosylceramidase
Exons: 15
Coding region: 429-2903 (824 amino acids)
Biological process (GO): carbohydrate metabolic process; glucosylceramide catabolic process
Cellular component (GO): membrane
Molecular function (GO): glucosylceramidase activity; beta-glucosidase activity
Source: RefSeq, a predicted model, not a curated record